AUGUCUAAGGAGUCCAGUCCCAUGCCUGCGGAUGGAGUCAACGAGGCGGAAGAUGACACACAUGUGCUAAGGGCAGAGCAGAUACCCGAAGAAAGUGAUAGCAUGAAUAUUACGACGUCAAGGGAUUAUGUCUCCGUGCUAUCACGAGCAACACCUGCAGCUACCUGCUGCUGGUUCGGUAUUUUCGAAAGCGCAAUGAUUGUAGUAUUACCGGGGAGAAGGAACAAUAGCGAAAUGGUCAUGGAAACUAAUUUCCGCAUGCUACUUCAACUGGCAGCAGUAGAGUAUCCUGUCUUAGUCAAUGGUGGCCUGGUCCUCAUGAGCUACUCAACCGCAUUGAUUCCCGUGAAACUUGUUGACACGGAAACAAUACUCUGGCACUUAGAGACCGCAAGCAAUGCCUCCCAGUUGAAGACGACUGAACUCCGGGGGAUCAAGGGGAAUUGGUUAAAGACCACCGAUUUGGAAGACCUGCAGAAGAAAAAGGCUUUACUUGGCUGGCGCCCGGAAGCUGUUACACUGCUUGGCACGGGUCUGUUGAACACUGUACAAUGGUCUGCGGCGAAGGCCAAGCACUCUACCUGGACUUGGAAGGGAGCAAACCUGCAAUUUUUAGCCUCGUCUACUGCUCCGCUACAGCUAGGAGCUCAGCUUGGCCUCAUUUGA
This is a messenger RNA of Aspergillus nidulans FGSC A4, 666 nucleotides long. RefSeq lists its product as uncharacterized. The record is from RefSeq and is a predicted model, not a curated record. NCBI's taxonomy places the organism in Eukaryota, Fungi, Ascomycota, Eurotiomycetes, Eurotiales, Aspergillaceae. The transcript is spliced from 3 exons. The coding region runs from base 1 to 666 and encodes 221 amino acids.